Ambispora leptoticha is the source of this 1566-nucleotide messenger RNA. Lineage: Eukaryota; Fungi; Glomeromycota; Glomeromycetes; Archaeosporales; Ambisporaceae. The record is from the annotation of a GenBank genome assembly.
AUGUUUCAACAAACAGAAAGAGAUGAAAACAACCCCGAAAUGGAGUUAGAAGUUUACUAUUGCGACGAACAUAAGGAGGAAGCAUCAAAAAGUUCGUAUAAGUGGACAAUGGAGGAUAGUAAAAAGAAACUAAAAAAAGAAGAGGAGAGAAAAAUCCAAGAGGAACGACAAAGAGAAGAAGUAUUAAAUAAACAAAAAAAUCUUUUUUUUCUGGAUGGACGGACUGAUAAAAAAAGCGGGAAUAAAGGCGGAAGACCGUUUGGAGAUUAUGAACAAAGUAAUGAUCAGUAUCCUUAUAACUCUAAUAGAAAUCUUUAUAUUGGAUUAAGCACAGUAGCGGGAGUGUUAGCGGGCUGCCAGUAUGUUGAUGAAAUUGAAAAAAUAGCCAUUGAUUUAGCCAAAAAAAUAUUCAAAGUCGAGUAUGCUAAUGUUCAGCCUCAUUCAGGAUCGCAAGCUAAUCAAGCUGUCUAUUUAACUUUAUUAAAACCUAGCGAUAGAAUAUUAAGUUUGGAUUUAUUAGCGGGCGGACAUUUAAGUCAUGGUGCUAAAAUUAAUUUUUCUGGAAAUUUUUAUCAAGUGUAUCAUUACAAUUUAGAUCCAACAACCCAGAAGUUAAAUUAUGAAGCGGUUAGGAAAAUAGCCAAAGAAGUCAAACCUCGAUUAAUUAUUACUGGUUACAGUAGUUAUAGUUUAAAAAUAGAUUUUGCUAAAUUUCGAGAAAUUGCUGAUGAAGUUGGUUCAUAUUUAUUGGCGGAUAUUGCUCAUGUUGCUGGGUUAGUUUCUGUUGGACUAUUUCCUGAUCCUUCUCCUUAUGCUGAUGUAAUAACUUUUACCACUCACAAGACACUAAGGGGACCGCGAGGAGGCGUUAUUUUAGCCAAGAAAGAGUUAGGAGAAAAAAUCGACAAAGCAGUUUUUCCUGGUUUGCAAGGAGGAGCAAAUCAAGCAAUUAUUGCUGCUAAAGUUCAAUGCUUUUACGAAGUUUUGCAACCGGAAUUCAAAAGUUAUCAAAAAAAAGUGUUAGAAAAUGCUAAAGUUAUGGCUGAUUAUUUUUGCCAAAAAGGGGCAAAAGUGAUUAGUGAUAGCACCGAAACUCAUUUAUUAAUUAUUGACACUAAAAGUAGUUAUAGUUUAACUGGCAAAGAAGCAGCCAAAAUAUUAGAAGAAGUUGGAAUUGUCUGGUUUGGUGAGAAAGAAUUUAAAGAGUUGGCCGAAAAUAUUCACUUUCUUCUUCAAAAUCCUGAUAAGUCGGAAGAAUGCGGCAUUAAGCAAAUCUUUUAUUCGAGUGAUAAACAUCACAAAAAGUUAGAGACGAUUGCUGCUAAAAAAAUGUUUAAUGAUGCAGGAAUAAAGUAUUCCUUAAUUUUUCCUUUGGAAAUAAUUAUUAAAGAUAAUAAUAUUCAAUCAUUUAAGAAAGGUCGAGCUGAAAAGAUACUUGAUGAUAUUGAAGCACAUUUAAGAAAACUUAUUAGCGAAAAGAAAGAUAUUAAAAAAAACUUUCUCGCUAAACUUAAAGAAAUUGAAAAACAAAAUAAGGAAAACCAAGAAUGGUUUGAAGAUAAUUGA